GGUUCGCGCGUUUUGAGUGAAAGUUGGCGCCACGAGCUUUAGCACAACAAAACGUCUGGCUGCUGCGCGAGACUCCGUGAAUUAUCAAUAAACAGGAUUUCUUUGUGAACCAGCAGUAUUUUUGAGAAGUCAUGACUGUUAAAUUGUCAGAGGGCGCAAUCGAGGCCCUGAUCAAAGGUAAUGAAGUGACAAACCCGAUUCUUCAGUUGAUUAAUAUUCGGAAACUCGAUUCAGGCAAUGGACCGGUUCGCUUUCGCCUCAUGAUGAGCGAUGGCCUUCACACCAUGUCGUCCUUCAUGCUCGCCACACCGCUGAACUCCCUGGCUGAACAAAACCUUGUCGCUCCCAACUGCGUGUGCCUUCUGAAGAAAAGUGUCACCAACGUUCUAAAGGAUGGACGCACUGUGGUUAUUAUCCUGGACCUGGAGGUGAUUAAACCUGCAGAUCAGAUGGCUGGAAAAAUAGGAGACCCAACCCCUUAUGUUGAGGGUCAAUCCAAGGCUCCACAGACCGUUCCUGCUCUUACUCCUGCUCCUGCUCCUUCUUCUACUUCUGCACGUCCACUGCAGCCACAAAAUGGAGGCUCCAUGAAUAGAGGCUCCAGUCGUGAUUUUGGAAAGAAGCCUAUGACAGCUCCCAGCACACCAGGAGGCACUUCAAAAGUAGUGCCUAUUGCCAGCCUUAAUCCCUACCAGUCAAAAUGGACCAUUAGAGCACGAGUGACCAACAAGAGCGCCAUUCGUACCUGGAGCAACUCUCGAGGGGACGGAAAGCUCUUCUCCAUGGAGAUUGUUGACGAAAGUGGAGAAAUUAGAGUGACUGGUUUUAAUCAGGAGGUGGACAAAUUCUUCUCCCUGAUCGAGCAGGGGAAGGUGUACUACAUCUCUAAGGGCACUCUGAAGAUCGCCAACAAACAGUUCACAUCCCUUAAGAACGACUAUGAAAUGACUCUGAAUGGCGAGUCGACCAUCAUCCCCUGUGACGACAGCUCUGAUGUUCCCAUGGUGCAGUGCGACUUUGUCUCCAUUGCUGAUUUGGAUGCUAGGGAUAAGGACGCCAUUGUGGAUGUGAUCGGCGUGUGUAAGAAUGUAGAGGAAGUGACGCGGAUUACAACCAAGAACAGUCGCGAGGUUUCCAAGAGGAACAUUCAGCUGAUGGAUAUGUCUGGCAAAAUUAUCCAAGUCACCAUGUGGGGAAAUGAGGCAGAGACAUUUGAUGGCACCGGGCAGCCUAUCUUGGCAAUAAAGGGUGCCAGACUCUCCGAUUUUGGAGGGCGCUCUCUCUCCACACUCUAUAGCAGCACACUGAUGAUUAACCCUGACAUUCCUGAGGCAUACAAACUGCGAGGCUGGUAUGAUAAAGAGGGUCAUGCCCUAGAUGGUCAGUCUAUGACAGAAAUGAGAGGAGGAGGCACCGGUGGCCCCACUAACUGGAAGACUUUGGCAGAUGUCAAAAACGAGCACCUGGGUCAUGGAGACAAGGCUGAUUACUUUACCUGUAUUGGCACCAUCGUGUACAUGAGGAAGGAGAACUGUCUGUAUCAGGCCUGUCCCAGCAAGGACUGCAACAAGAAGGUGGUGGACCAGCAGAAUGGAAUGUACCGCUGUGAGAAGUGUGACAAAGAGUUUCCCGACUUCAAAUAUCGUCUCAUGCUCUCUGCGAAUAUUGCAGAUUUUGGAGAUAACCAGUGGGUCACAUGCUUUCAAGACACUGCCGAGACUAUCCUGGGACAGAAAUCGGAUUACAUUGGCCAGCUCAAGGACUCUAAUGAGGCAGCUUUUGAUGAGGUCUUCCAGCAUGCCAAUUUCAGCACUUUUGUCUUCCGCAACCGAGUGAAAUUGGAGACCUACAAUGAUGAAUCUCGCAUUAAAGUAACGGUGGUGGAGGCCAAGCCUGUGGAUCACAAGGAAUACAGCAAGAGGCUGAUCAUGAACAUCAGGAAACAUGCAGCACAUUAGCAAUACUGUUACUCCUCUCCAAGCACUUCAGUCUUUGACCUGCCGCAAACGUGUCUCUUUUGUCUUUUCUUUAUUUGGUUAUUUUUGUUUUAUGCUAUUAAUGUCUGGUCAUUCAUGUGUGGUCUGCUACACAACAGCUUUUUUUAUAUAUUAAACAGAUGCUUAUGUUGGACCGAGGAGUGCUACAGGCUAAGCGUGGAUUUGUUUGUGCAGUUUUCCCUACAUGAUAACAAUUAGCUGUAGGUGGUUUAAUAGAUACUGCUGACCUUUAAGUGAACGAAUUAUUCAGAGAAGUAAAGGGAAUUGUAAAAACAUGGGGUGGCAGCAUUACCGGUCAGUGUGUAUGCUUGCAAGGUUGUGUAUGUAUUUAAGCAAGCAGAAGCAAAUCUACUGCCCUUUCCUAACGUGUCAGUUCAGCAGCCUGGUCAGUAGGUCUCCUGUCUCUGGGCUCGCCAUGCUUAAACUUGCACAGUUUAAGGUCAGAUUUACUGAAGCUCUGUGUACAUGUAGAUAUUUUUCACUCUUGUUUUCUGGAGAACUAACACAAGAAAUAAAGAUAUUGGGUAUCCUGG
This is a messenger RNA of Hemibagrus wyckioides, 2530 nucleotides long. RefSeq names its product replication protein A1 (gene rpa1). The record is from RefSeq and is a predicted model, not a curated record. Bases 132 to 1958 code for a protein of 608 amino acids. Gene Ontology annotation, biological process: nucleotide-excision repair; double-strand break repair via homologous recombination; DNA replication. Gene Ontology annotation, molecular function: damaged DNA binding; single-stranded telomeric DNA binding. NCBI's taxonomy places the organism in Eukaryota, Metazoa, Chordata, Actinopteri, Siluriformes, Bagridae. Gene Ontology annotation, cellular component: DNA replication factor A complex; nucleus. The transcript is spliced from 17 exons.